AUGGAGUUUUUCGAGGGCCUUUCUAAGGAUUUUAACAGUCUUCUUAAAGAGUCAGACGAUUAUGAUGUAAUAAUAUACGCUGACAAAGAUUCUAACGUGCAAAAAUUCCAUGCACAUACCGUCAUAUUGCGAGCAAGGUCACGAUAUUUUCGGAGGGCCUUGUCAAGAGACUGGGCCAAGAAGGAAAAUGGCGUAUUCGUAUUCAAGAAACCUAAUAUUACAGCUCAGGUUUUCGAAGUGGUCCUCAAGUAUAUAUAUGGUGGGACCGCAGACUUGCAGGAACAAAGUGGCAAUGUGAUUUUGAGUCUUUUGACUGCGUCUGACGAACUCAACCUCGGAGAAUUGAUCAAGUAUACACAGGAACACCUGAUUCACCAAAAGUUAAGCUGGUUACAGGAGAAUUUGGUUCAAGUACUUCAUACUGUUUCGUGCUUGGAGGAUUGUAAGACACUUCGGGAGUUUUGUUUAGAGAUGAUAUGUCAAGAUCCAAGGUUUUUGUUUCGUUCGGAAAACUUUUGCACUCUAGACGAAUCUGUCCUGGUUCUUCUUCUUCAACGUGAUGAUCUUCAGAUAGACGAGAUUGAAGUCUGGGAGAACGUAAUUAAAUGGGGUCUCGCGCAGGAUCCACCACUGGAUAGCGAUUUGUCAAGAUGGACGGAUGACGAUUUCAAGACUAUGCAGUCAAGGUUAAGUCGGUGCAUCUCCUUGAUACGAUACUUUCAGAUAUCACCAGCAGACUUUUGUGAUCGAGUGAGGCCUUAUGCCAAAAUCCUUCCAGAGGACUUGCACGAGGACAUUUUGCGUUUCCAUUUGAAAUCUAGUCAGCAAGUGAGGUCUGUCAUACUGCCUGCGAGGAUUCAAGGAAUUGAUUCAAAUAUCAUAAAACCUAGACAUGCGGCUUUGAUCGCAUGUUGGAUUGAUCGCAAAGAAGGCAAUAGUUCGACUUGUGAGAGAAUUCGAUAUGAAUUCAAAUUACUUCUAAGAGGAUCGCGAGAUGGGUUUACAGCCGCGGCGUUCCAUAAUCGAUGCGACAAUCAAGUGCCUACUCUCAUACUCAUGAAAAUACAAAACACUGGUGAAAUAAUUGGCGGUUACAAUCCUACUAGUUGGAGACGUACGUCUAUGAACUCUGAUUCUGGAUACUUUCAAUCGACGCCAUGGGGUCACCAUCAAAGAAAAAGUGCGUUGAGUUUUGCUCGUUACUCUCAAUACGAGCUUGGACCCUUUCAGACGACCAGUGAAAGUUUUAUAUUUAGUUUAGGAGACGGGAAAAAAGUAGAAGACUUUGUCCUAAGCCGUAUUACACGUGAGAAUAUGUGUAGCGCAGUUUAUUCGUCACCUCGACUUGGACCCUGUUUUGGGCGUGGCGAUUUGAAGAUGACUGACCACUUUAAUGCUCCAGGCAAAUGUUCCUGCGAAUGGAGAGAUUAUGAAAGAGAAAUUACUGACUCUGAAGUAUUCGCUGUCGAGGAGUAUGAAGUAUUUCACAUAACAGACAGAGGGUCGUUGUCAUCUUCCGUGUUAUCCGACGAGUCGCAUGAACUGUCCGAGGAUAAAACGCCAAUCAUGACAUCAAGUAAUCAUACGCUCGCCUCAACAUCCUCCGCGCAGCCAUCGGUGCCAUCGAUGCAGAACAGGACUCCUGAUUUCACCACCUAUCAUACUGGCUGGUAA
Molecule: messenger RNA, 1674 nt
Organism: Paraglomus occultum
Lineage: Eukaryota; Fungi; Glomeromycota; Glomeromycetes; Paraglomerales; Paraglomeraceae
Source: the annotation of a GenBank genome assembly